AUGCAUUUCUUUUCUGCUGCACUCCUCGCCAUUUGCUCCAUUAGCGUGACCCAUGCGGCGCCAUUCCCCAAUCCCGAGAACGAAGACCUUGCUCGUCGCGCAACCUACUCCGUGGUCAAUGCCGAUGAAGAAUCAUCCAGCUCAGUUGCACGUGAAGUCGAAACUGUCUUCGAGACAUCCACAGUCACUGCUCUUGGUACAAAUUCAGUGUCGAUCACUGUGACUGUGACUGCCACCCCUUCAAGCGUGGUCCAGUCCUCGACUCCUGCGGCUAGCUCUACUCCGUAUUGGGUGACACCCGAUGUUUUUCCAACUGCUGGCUCUUCAUCUCUCUUCCACCGGAGUCUGACAGCCACUGGUCAGCCUGCACUAUUUGCUCGCGAGCACUUUAGCUCUUCUUCUGCUUCAGUGUAUGCCAGUGAGUAUCCCACUGACUGUGCCGCCCAGUCUCUCGAUGCUCGUGGCUGGUACUCUGUCGCUUCUGGUACUCAAUCUGUUGCCACCGUUACCGCUUCCCCUACAUCUCUCGUGGCUCGCGGCUUCGGUGAUUUGUACUCUUCUGCUGCUACCCCCUCUGCGUCGGCGACCCCCCUUGUGGCUCAUGUAGCUCGCAGCUUUGGUGGUCUGUACUCAUCCGCCGCCCCUUUUUAUUCUGAAGUGAAUGUCCCUCUUUCUCUUACUCCCCUCGUUGCCCGCGACAUGAAUGCUUCUCCCUCCGGCACUCCCUCCAGCUCGAGCGCCCGGACUUCGGCUGCUCCUCUUGCUGUCCGUGGCCUCUCUGGCUGGUACUCUCCUGUCCCCAGCGCUUCCUCCGUUGGUGCACCUUCUGCCUCUCCCGCUCUUGUGGCCCGAAAUGUCCACGGCUGGGGCUCCUCCAGUGUCUCUUCGCCUGUCCCCAGCACCUUCGCUGCAUCAGCUGCUCCUGUAGCAUACUAA
Penicillium digitatum Pd1 is the source of this 936-nucleotide messenger RNA. RefSeq lists its product as uncharacterized. Lineage: Eukaryota; Fungi; Ascomycota; Eurotiomycetes; Eurotiales; Aspergillaceae. The record is from RefSeq and is a predicted model, not a curated record.